UCCAAACCACUUUAAUCUUCAACCCCAUCCCUAAACCGAGUUUCUUAGUUUUUAUUUCGUACAAUUUGUGACACAAAUCUGGGAAUCUCAUUUCGUUCCAUCUGCGUAGCCUUCUUCCCCAGACGCAGGAGCCAAUCAGCAUGCAGUGGGGCGUGUCCUACCGAGAAACCGAGUGGGACUACAAUACUCUAACGCCCACUUUCAUGACGUUUGAGUAUUGGUGACGUCACACACAAGUAUGAGGCAAAAUCAACAUCCGACUGUUACUGCAUAUUUCCUUUUCAAGCUCAACACAUUUGCUGACAUAUUUCCAGCAAUAUUUUUUGUCCAAAAUAAAAAUAGCAGAGUACUUUUAAAUAAUGCAUGGAAAAUAAAAGAAAGAAAAUUUGAUGUAUUUCUACUGCCACUUUCUUGCUUUUCUUCAAAAAUAAACACCGCAAGAUAUUUUUAAAGAAUCCGCAAAAAUAUAAUCAAUUCGUAUUAUAUUUUGGUUGGAUCCUUCUAUAAUAAGAAUAUUGUUUAAAGAAUACAUAUAAUAACAAUAUAAUCAUUUUUGAAGAACAUGUUAUAAUGGGAGUCACUGAUGGUGUGGUGGUACACACGCCUGCCGGGCAGAGUGGGAUUGAUUUCCGCUAAAUGAUGGUGUCGAUAUGUGCCCUGCGACUGACUGACUGGCGACCAGUUCAGGGUGUAGUCUGCCUUUCGCCCGAAGCUAGCUGGGAUAGGCUCCAGCUUUCCUGCAACCCUAGUGAGGAUAAGCGGCUUGGAUAAUGGCAUGUUAUAAUGUGUAUAUUGUAUGCAUUUUAAAAUGACAGUUGCAGAUUUUAAAAUACAUUUUUUUCUAUAAUAAUUAUCAUUUUCUAUAAUUUCUUUGUAAAAUAAAAACAUCGCCCUUAUUAAAAAGACAUUUGUAUUUUCUCUGAUUAUUUGUGUAGACCGUUUAUACAUGACACAGCUCUUAUAUUGAACUGUUUGGCUUGUGCGGUACUGUAUUGUGUUCAUCACACAUGAUUUCGGACAAAGUCAAAGAACGAAAACCUGGCAGGGGGGCCGCUGCUCAUCUGAUCUUUAUUCAGCAUGCCCCCAAAGCAUUCACAUGACAUUACAUCUCCACAAUGGCCACUCUCCGCUGAUUCAUCCAAAGCUGUCGACUAGAUGAAUGCAGUCCAUUUCUAGGUCAGUGAAAAGCAUACUAAGCCGGUGCGAUGAAUAGGCUGCAGGGAGGGGAGGGGAGGGCCCCCCUUUUACCAAAAAUACACAGUACACUAAAAGCCCACUUUAACAUCACAGUCAAAGAUGCCUUUCCACAAAGCUGCAUCUCAAUUUAGCCCGAACACGAUGAGGACACCUUAUUUCCCAGCGAGGUCCGUCCUUUUCCGCAAGGAGCCCAACGGGGUGACCUACCGUGUGCCGGCGUUGCUCUACCUGCCCCGCUGCAGCUCCUUCCUGGCCUUCUGCGAGGAGAGACUCAGCCCGUCCGAUUCCCAGGCUCACCUGCUGGUCAUGAGGAGAGGGACUUUCUACAGGAACUAUGUUGAGUGGGAAGGCAUGGACGCUGUGGGCACUGCCUACCUGCCGGGUCAUCGCUCCAUGAACCCGUGCCCGGUGUACGACGACUUCACAGGCACCCUUUUCCUGUUCUUCAUCGCUAUUCUGGGACACAUCCCGGAGUCCUUCCAGCUGGCCACGGGGAAGAACCUCACACGGCUCUGCUACGUCUCCAGCACGGACAACGGGGUCACGUGGAGUCCUGCCACUGACCUUACACAGCAGGUCAUUGGAGACACUAUCAAAGAAUGGGCCACCUUUGCACUCGGCCCAGGCCACGGCAUCCAGCUCAAGUCCGGACGUCUCCUCGUUCCCGCCUACGCCUACCACAUCGAGUGCAAGCAAUGCUUCGGAAAGCUGUGCCAGACGUCCCCCCGCGCCUUUUGCUUUCACAGCGAUACCCACGGGCGUACGUGGCGUUUCGGGGACACCGUUCCAGGUCCGGAGAGCGUGGAGUGCCAGCUGGUGUCAGUGGACGAGGAGGACGGCAGCAACUUUUUGUACUGCAACGCACGCAGCCGGCUGGGCUUCAGGGUUCAGGCCCUCAGUCUGGACAAUGGGGCCACCUUCCAGGAGGGUCAGCUGGUGCAGCGGUUGGUGGAGCCGCGUAAUGGUUGUCAUGGAAGUGUGGUGGGCUUCCCGGCUCCACUACGUUUACAUCUCGAUCCAGACUCACGCAGACACACCCAGCCCUCUAGACGCUAUUUGACCUCCCCCACCCCAUCACAAAAAAACACCUCUCCAGAUUUCCUCACACCCACGUGGGUGCUAUACUCCCACCCAACAUGGACCAGUGCACGAAAGGAUCUCGGCAUCUUCUUGAGUCUUUACCCCCGGGACCCUGACAGCUGGCGGGGGCCCUGGGUGAUUUACGAGGGCCCGUGCGCCUACUCUGACCUGGCGUACGUGGAGCUGCCGCCCUCGCCCGGCUCCCCGCCUGCUGUGGCCUUUGCCUGCCUGUUGGAGUGCGGCUCCAGGACAGCCUACGACGAGAUCUGCUUCUGCAUCUUCACUCUUUACGAGCUCAUCGAUAACCUCUCCCCAGUUGAGACCUUCGUGAGCUACGAGUGCAACAAACAGCGGGGGUCUGAAGCCAACGCAAGCAGAUGUGAUGGUCUACACAUGAAGAAGAGCAGGAAGAAGAAGCUUGGUGACUUUUGUGCUUUGUCUUGAAUCAAGUUUGACAAAUGCCCAAUCAUAUUUCAAAGAAUUUUGUCCAGUGAACCACUGAAUAUUCACAGCCGGGCAUUUACAAAUUAAUUUUUUUAACCGGCCCUCCAAUAUUCAAUGAAAACCUUUCGGAUUUGCUCUUUUUGUAACAAGGACAAAGCAAUUAAAACAUUACUUUUAAUUAAAUUUAAUGUCAUCUGCGUUUGAAAUGUCCUUUUGUUGGUGGUCCUUAAACACACCACCUGUGCAGUAAAAAUGAAAUUAUGUUUUUACUUCUCUUAACGAUGUAGCUACAAAAAGCCGUUGCAGGCUAAUUUGCAAAUUUGCCUGUAUUCUCCAAUAACUAUUGUGUCGAAAUGUCAAAAGUGGAUCAAAUGAUGUUUGUGUUAAGUAGUCGUGUACAUAUUUGUGACGUUUCACCGGUUUAAGCUAUUGUGUUAUUUAGGCUAGUAUGCUAGCUAGUACAACGAUCAAUGGGGCUCAUGAAGGUGGUUUGCUGAACAAUGUAUUGAAUACGCUUAAGUAACAUGACUUCUUGAUCGUGAACAUUUAGAUGCAUGCAUUGUGUUGAUGGUUUGCGGAUUCUGUGUCUGUUACUACAGAUCACUGUAAAAAAAUCCAAUCCAAACAGAAUACCAAUCUCUUUUUCAUUGCUAGACUGCUAUCUUGUGGCAUCUGCAGAUGAUCAGACACCCCCUCCUUGGGUGGGCAUUAUUCGUAGAUUUUUGGCAUUCGUGAAUUGCUUGUGGCGGCACGGAGAAACGACUGGUUAGAGCAUCUGCCUCACAGUUCUGAGGACAGGGAUUCAAAUCCUAGUCCCACCUGUGUGGAGUUUGCAUUUUCUUCCAGUGCCUGUGAGAGUUUCCUCCCACAUCCCAUAAUCAUGCAUUAAUUGGAGACUCUAAAUUGACCAUAGGUGUGAAAAUGGGUGUGACAGGCUGGCAAUCAGUUCCGGGUGUACCCCACCUCCUGCCUGAAGAUAGCUGGGAUAGGCUCCAGGACUCCCGUGAGGAUAAGCGGUUCAAAUAAUGGAUGGAUGAAUUAUAGGUCUGUCAGGAAUUUUCAAAUGGCAAGCGGUUUUACUUUAUUUUAGUUUGAUUAUACAGUGGUUAACGUUUCUGUAUAAUGUUCAAAUGUCAUCGAUAAGAUGGAAACGAUACAGCUGUUACAAUGACAAUAAACAGGUUGAACAUGUCUGAGGAAAACAUGUUUUGGUUCCACUGAAUUCUGUACAGUUUCCAACAUUCUUCCAUGGCAAUUGUCCACCGCUUUGAAAACUUUGAGGCAACCCCAACUACAAAGAGAAUUCCCGGAAACUUUAGAUGUGUAUAUAUAUAUAUAAAAAUAAUAAUAAUAAAAAAAAAGAAUAAACAGGAUCACAGGCUCUUUCUAAGCCUUCCUGGAAUUGUGCAUACUCAAGUCAUGCACACUCAGAUAUGUUGUCCAUUGUCCAGUUCCCUGUUGACCGACUUCUUUGACCUUAAAUCUUGCAAUGUCAGUGUAUUUAGCAAAUUGGGUCUAAGAGUCUGCGCGUGUCCUGCCUUGUGUUUGUAUAAACGUUGUAUGUGGUCUAGAUGUGCAUUUACCUGCGCUUAUGCCUAGUCAGUUCUAACUUUACGUAUUAGCACAGUGAUUCUCAAAGUUUAGUACACGUACCACUGACUCCCUCUGGUCGAGGAAAGAAUCAUAUAAAACUGAAAAAUAUUUCCAUUUGCAGAUGCAUUAGAAUAAAAAAAAAUGUUACAAUGAAGCUUGUAGCUAUAACCUUUUUUUUUUGUAAACUUUCUAAAUAAAGUACUGCGUGGGCCUGUAGAGCAAUUCCAGGACACUUUUGAUGAUUAAUGUCCAUGCGUGAGAGUGUUGAUUCAACAUGCUGAGUGGACUUAGUUGAUUGGUGUCCCGAAUUGCUGUACACAACGCUGAUGGUUUUCUCAGCGCUUUGAAUCGAUCACAACUGGACUGUUCUGGUUGAGAACCAUCAUGGGCAUCUUAUAAGUGUGAACUGUGUUCUCCUUUGCACUCGGGGCCUCUACGGAGUCUCAUUUUUCCGUAAGUGGAGACAACCCACAAUGCAACGGGGAGAACUUGCAAACUUCACAUAGGCAGGGCUGGGAUUCAAACCCAGGUCCUCAGAACUGGGGGGCAGAUGUGCUAAGCAGUUGUCCAUCAUGCCUGUCCCUUGUUAGAUACUGUAAUGUAUUGAACUAAUGUAAAUGUAGUUUUAACUAGGUGAGGACGUAGUAAAAUCAUCUCAAAUGAUAUUUACCCAUUGAAACGAAUGGAAAUGCUGUUAAUUCAUUGUACUUGGCUAACCGAGUCCAGUAUAGUAGUCAUGCAGCCAGGAAAAAACAAGAAUACAGGAGUUUCAAAACUACUGUGACUCAGUAAGCUCCUGUAUUAUUGUUUUUCCACAAAGGAUAAACAAUAUGAGUAUUUUAAUAUUGUCCGUCUACAUGUGAUGCUCCACUGUUUGCGUUCAAAUUGAUAUUAUUUUAUAAAUUCCUAUUGUUAGGAUUAAGGUAGUGGGGGCAUUUUAAGGCAAUGCUCUAUAGUUUUCAAGUCAGAUUCCUCCUCCCUCAGGGUACCACUCGAUACCGAUCCUCCUUUCUGCAUGAACAAGCAGCUGAACAGGUGAAAAGAAAACAACAACCUAAUUUAAUCUACAUUAGUGAUAACCGCUAUUUAACUAAUCUUGUGAGCCAUUAACUGAAGUCUGAAGGUGAAAACCAGUUAAAC
This is a messenger RNA of Syngnathoides biaculeatus (alligator pipefish), 5454 nucleotides long. RefSeq names its product sialidase 4 (gene neu4). Gene Ontology annotation, cellular component: cytoplasm; membrane; lysosome. The transcript is spliced from 4 exons. Gene Ontology annotation, biological process: ganglioside catabolic process; oligosaccharide catabolic process. The record is from RefSeq and is a predicted model, not a curated record. Lineage: Eukaryota; Metazoa; Chordata; Actinopteri; Syngnathiformes; Syngnathidae. Gene Ontology annotation, molecular function: exo-alpha-sialidase activity. Bases 1297 to 2721 code for a protein of 474 amino acids.